UAAAACCCAAACCCGAACUCUUCACGAGCAUUUUAACAGAAAGUUAGCCGGCGAGAUGGCGGGGAUGGAGUGGAAGAGAAAGGGGAAGAACCCUAGAUCAGUGCUUUUUGUUGCGCUCAUUCUUGCAAACCUCUCCUUGGUUUAUAGCGUGGAAGAUGAAUGCUCCGCUUGCAACGCGAUUGCGGACGAGAUAGAGAUCGAGUAUUUUAAUGGAAUGGAUUCUAUAAGUCGUCUUGAAGGGAAAUACACUGAUUACAGAAAUGGCACGCAAACAGUUGUUGAACUGCUGGAUGGUCUUUGUGAGAAAAUGCUAGACCACACACUAGAGAAGUUGGACACAGGUGAAGAGAUCUGGGUCAGAGUACACGACUGGAACGAUCUUCCAGCAGGUAAAGAUAAACAAGAGGCACAGACAUACUCAAAGUAUAUUUCAUCUUUCUGUAAAAGGUACUUUGUCUAUCCAUUAUCCAUUUAUAUUUAUUCCCACCAGUUUUAUUAACCCUUUUGUUUAGUUUUAUGUAAUUC
This is a messenger RNA of Dendrobium catenatum, 525 nucleotides long. RefSeq lists its product as uncharacterized. The transcript is spliced from 6 exons. The coding region runs from base 56 to 499 and encodes 147 amino acids. The record is from RefSeq and is a predicted model, not a curated record. NCBI's taxonomy places the organism in Eukaryota, Viridiplantae, Streptophyta, Magnoliopsida, Asparagales, Orchidaceae.